AUGGCCCUCGAUUUACGCAAGUUUCCGAACGUGCGACUAGCUACCAAGUGAGACGAUAGUGUCAGGAAAACACUGAACCAUGUUGCUCUAAGUUUUGACCUGUGUUGAACGGGGGAGGAAGAGGAGGAGGAGGAGGAGGUCAGCAGUGAAGGCAGGCAGGAAUUUGCCACAGCUCCUUUUAGGUGGCCCUUUAAGCGCGAAGCCAUGGGCAACACAGCCACCAAGUUCCGUAAGGCUCUGGUGAGCGGCGACGAGGCCCUGGCCUGGCAGCUGUACGAGGGCAACCCUCAGUUCAGGGACGGCCUGGACCCGAAUGCGUCGUACGGAGAGCAGUACCAGCACAACACACCACUGCACUACGUCUGCCGCCAUGCCAUGACCCGUCUACUCAGGUCCUUUUUGUUCAGUAAAGAGGGGAACCCUAACAAGCGUAAUGUGCACAACGAGACGUGCCUCCAUGUGCUGUGCCAAGGCCCACAGAUCCUACUGCUGCCAGAGGGGGCGCUGUCACCACGACUGGCCCGACCCCAGAGGGACGAGCAGCGCCGUGCAGACUGUCUGCAGAUGAUCCUAAGCUGGACAGGGGCCAGGCUGGAAGGAGGCCAGUAUGAGAAGGCCAAUGUCAACGCCACUGACAACCACCACAGCACCUGUCUGCACUACGCUGCCGCUGCAGGCAUGAAAAGCUGCGUGGAGCUGCUAAUCCAGAGCGAGGCGGACCUUUUUGUGGAGGAUGAGGGCAAGCUGACGCCAUGUGACCAUGCCGAGCGGCAUCACCACACUGAGCUGGCCCUCAGCCUGGAGUCACAGAUGGUUUUCUCCUCCUCUUCAGCUCAGCAGUCAAACACAGACGCACAUGGUGAAACCAACCUGCUUCAGUACAAGGAGCCUUAUGAGGGACUGAAGCUUCAGGACCUGCGUCGACUGAAAGACAUGCUGAUCGUGGAGACGGCAGACAUGCUGCAAGCUCCCCUCUUCACUGCCGAGGCCCUGCUCCGAGCACAUGACUGGGAUAGAGAAAAACUUCUGGAGGCUUGGAUGUCAGACGCUGAAGGCUGCUGUCAGCGCUCAGGCGUGAUCAUGCCCACCCCUCCACCCAGCGGCUAUAACGCUUGGGACACCCUGCCCUCACCCCGCACUCCCAGGACCCCUCGCUCACCUCUCACACUCACCCUCACCUCUCCCACCGACAGCUGUCUCACACCUGGCGAGGAGGGCCUGGCUACGUGUGGAAUCUGUCUGUGCUCCAUCUCAGUGUUUGAGGACCCAGUGGACAUGUCCUGUGGCCACGAGUUCUGCAGAGCCUGCUGGGAAGGGUUCCUCAAUGUUAAGAUUCAGGAGGGUGAUGCUCACAAUAUCUUCUGUCCUGCUUAUGAGUGCUACCAGCUGGUGCCGGUGCACGUGAUAGAGAGCGUGGUUUCCAGGGAGAUGGACCAGCGAUACCUUCAGUUUGACAUCAAGGCUUUUGUUGAAAACAACCCAGCCAUCCGCUGGUGUCCUGCAGCACGCUGUGAGCGAGCGGUGCGGCUUACCCGCCCAGGCCCCGGGGACAGUGACCCACACAGCUUCCCCCUGCUGCCCUCCCCAGCUGUCGAUUGUGGCAAGGGUCACCUCUUCUGCUGGGAGUGCCUUGGCGAGGCCCAUGAGCCAUGUGACUGUCAGAUGUGGAGGAACUGGCUCCAAAAAGUCACAGAGAUGAAGCCUGAGGAGCUAGCAGGUGUGGGCGAGGCCUACGAGGAUGCUGCUAACUGCCUGUGGCUGUUGACCAACUCCAAGCCGUGUGCCAACUGCAAGUCACCCAUUCAGAAGAAUGAGGGCUGCAACCACAUGCAGUGUGCCAAGUGCAAGUAUGAUUUCUGUUGGAUCUGUCUGGAGGAGUGGAAGAAGCACAGCUCAUCAACAGGAGGCUACUACCGCUGCACUCGCUAUGAGGUCAUCCAACAGCUAGAGGAGCAGUCCAAGGAGAUGACUGUAGAGGCAGAAAAGAAGCACAAAAGUUUUCAGGAGCUGGAUCGUUUUAUGCACUAUUACACUCGCUUCAAGAACCAUGAACACAGUUAUAAGUUGGAGCAGAAACUGCUAAAAACAGCUAAAGAGAAGAUGGAGCAGCUCAGCAGAGCCUUCAUUUGCCGUGAAGGCACUCCUCCAAACACACGGUUCAUCGAGGAUGGCGUGUGCGAGCUGCUGAAGACGCGGCGCGUGCUGAAGUGCUCUUACCCAUACGGCUUCUUCCUGCAGCAAGGCAGCACCCAGAAAGAGAUAUUUGAGCUCAUGCAGACGGACCUGGAGAUGGUAGUGGAAGAUCUGGCCCAGAAGGUCAACCGGCCGUACCUGAGGACUCCGUGCCACAAGAUAAUCAGUGCCGCUCGCCUGGUCCAGCAGAAGAGGCAGGAGUUCCUGGCAUCAGUGGCUCGUGGUGUGGCUCCAAACGACUCUCCCGAGCUUCCCCGCAGGAAUUACCCUGGAGGAUCAUGGGACUGGGAGUAUCUGGGCUUUGCCUCCCCUGAGAUGGGGAGUCGCCACUCCGUACUGGGACCAGGAGAUCAAAGGGAGAGACAGUCACAGGAUUAUGCUGACAUCCAGUACCGUCGUAGACACAGGCCACGGCGCAGAGGAGAUAUGCUGAGUCUGCACAACCUGAGAAGCAGCAGCAACACACCAGAGACCAACAGGAGGAGUGACAGCACAGAGGGUCCAGAGAGGAGCGAGGGCCGCAGGAGAGCGCUGGGCUCCCUGGACGAAGACGAUCCGAACAUCCUGCUGGCCAUCCAGCUGUCGCUUCAGGAGUCCCGCAGAGAGCGAGGCCUGGAGGGGGGUAUGGAGAGAAGCAUGGAGGGAAGGGUGGAGCUGGAUCGCGGACUGGACAGGGGACAGGAGAGGAGACCGGGUCCUGCAGGAGACCUGGGUGACGUUGCGUUGCACUCUCUCAACAAAGACGGUCCCCCAGGAGCCAGAGGCUCAUCCUUUCCGACUUCUCUCCUAGAUCCUCCUCGUCCCCCAAACAGGACAGACUCCACCUGCCAACCUCCCAUGCCUAAUUCUCUCCCCCUCCCUCCCCCACCUCCCUCUCUCAGUGCGGAGCUGCUGGAGCUGGGAGACAGCCUUAUGAAACUAGGGAACAUAACCACUCCUUAUGACCUAGACACACACACACAGGAGCAGCUCUGCUCACACCACACAUACAACCACAGUGCUCUCUCUGCUUCCUACACCAUGGAACCUGCUUACAGCGACUGCAGCCAUAGACCAGACCCAGGUGCACUGAACACCCCGUAUGUGCUCGACCAUAUCACCAUCACAGACCCUCGCUACGACAGUAAAGAGCAGAAUUACUGCCACACAAGUACUUAUUUGGCUGAGGCUGAACAGACUGCCUCUUGCGCACUUGAACGUACCCAAAACCCCGCCCAUCCUAGUUUAUAUAACCAGGAACACGCAGCCACGUACGACAGCACCCCAAAACCAGACAGCUCUUAUAACCCUUGCCCAGAACACAGUAGCUCUUACACUCAAGAGCGUCCUGCCCUCUAUGCUCUUGACCAGCCCCCUAAGUCAGACCCCCAGCCCCUCGCCCAGUUGUGCCUCCCUUCUCCAGACCUCGAGCCGGAGCUGCUGCUUUCACCAGUCAUCCCCCCAGGGGGGCCUUUCACCCCCAGCGACCCUCAGAGUCUGGAACCCCUGGACCCCACAACCAGUGCCCAGCUGCUGGACAACAUUAUGGCCUGGUUUAACCACAACAUAAACCCCCAGAACAACCCCCAGAGCCUGGCUCUCAUUCCCUCCCCACCCACCACAGAAACCGACUCCUCGCCCGACACACACACCGAGACUGAGUCAGAGAGCCAGACCUCCAGGGACGUAACCCCUGCCCCGAUCUGGCAGCCCCUGGAGGGCGAGCCAGAGGUGGACAGAGGGUCUGCGAGCCCCUGUCAGGGUGCUGCGGGCGUGGAGGGCCAGAAGAGGCCUUGUACUUUGGAGCUGGAAAACAGAGAGGCUGGCGAGGAGGACGUGGACGCCGGGUGUGUGGCUGAUCUGUCGCUGGACGAAGCGCACACACACCCAUGCUCACACGCCCAACAUGGAAACAGUCCCACACACACUGCCCCAGCCACAGAGACAGACUUAGACCUCGUGCUUCAGUUAGAGGGGGACCAAUCACCUGAGGAAUGGGAGGAGCAAGUUCACUUAGUGUGAAAGAAGGAUGUUGAGAUAGAAGGUCUAGCCAAGUCCAGAUUCAGAGUCAGUUUAAGAGAUGAACCUGAGGAAGGAAAGAAAAUCAAAGACUGGGAAAACGAGAGAGCAACACUGAUGGAAAAAUAUAAGAUAUAGUGUCUUUGGGGGUAGAGUGUUUACUGUAUGUAUUAUACUGUAUCUAGAGAGGACAUAAAGCCCUGCGGACUUUGUCCAGUAAAGAUGAUGUCAUAAGCAUUUUAAUUAUUUUUUUUAAGUGCUUUUGUCUGCUGUAAAAACAGACAAACCAUUCUAUGAAACAAAUGUGUUUAAAACCAAGUACAUCAAUGGAAAGCUACUGAUAUCAUAACACAUAAAAUGCUGCACAUGUUUUAUUUUAUUUAUUCCCCACCCUCCUGUAUGGUCUUCUUAGUUUGUUCAGGGUGAAGUUUUGGUGCUGAUCAUGCUGAAAUACAAACUUGCCUCGUACGCACCCCACCAAGCUCUUACGAGUUGGCCCACACUUUGUUAACACACACCGACCCAACCACGAGCCUAUCUGGAGCUCCGAGAGCCAAAUAACUGUAACCUUGGAGCUUGUUUAGCGUACUGUACAAUCAGAGGGCCUGAUUCUGUUUUUUGGACCUUCAUGCACACUGUGCCUGCUUUAGAGAGCCAACACACUACUGAUGUUUCCCUUUUUGGUGCGCUGCAAAGAAAAGAGACGAUACACCUGUCCGCUCAGUGAACGUCACACUCAUGCUUGUUGGAUUUUAUGACGGUUAUGAUUCUUUUCUAAAACUCCAGUGAUCGCAGGAGAGAAACGGUCAGAGGUCAGUCUCCACUACAGAGCAGCGCCCACACAUUUGGUAGGG
This is a messenger RNA of Scomber japonicus (chub mackerel), 5045 nucleotides long. Its product is annotated as ankyrin repeat and IBR domain-containing protein 1-like. The coding region runs from base 205 to 4194 and encodes 1329 amino acids. The record is from RefSeq and is a predicted model, not a curated record. NCBI's taxonomy places the organism in Eukaryota, Metazoa, Chordata, Actinopteri, Scombriformes, Scombridae. Gene Ontology annotation, cellular component: ubiquitin ligase complex; cytoplasm. Gene Ontology annotation, biological process: positive regulation of proteasomal ubiquitin-dependent protein catabolic process; ubiquitin-dependent protein catabolic process; protein polyubiquitination. The transcript has 21 exons. Gene Ontology annotation, molecular function: zinc ion binding; ubiquitin protein ligase activity; ubiquitin conjugating enzyme binding.